This is a messenger RNA of Nothoprocta perdicaria, 1964 nucleotides long. It is a transcript of the gene ARHGAP1, whose product is annotated as Rho GTPase activating protein 1. The record is from RefSeq and is a predicted model, not a curated record. NCBI's taxonomy places the organism in Eukaryota, Metazoa, Chordata, Aves, Tinamiformes, Tinamidae. Gene Ontology annotation, cellular component: cytoplasm. Bases 206 to 1549 code for a protein of 447 amino acids. Gene Ontology annotation, biological process: small GTPase-mediated signal transduction; negative regulation of endocytic recycling. Gene Ontology annotation, molecular function: GTPase activator activity. The transcript is spliced from 13 exons.
GUGUCGGUGCUGCUGGCUUUGGAGGAGGGGGAAUUGGUGCCAUUCUGCCUUGAGCGCAGUCGGAACGGUGAGAGAUGUGUCAGAGAAAUCAAUGAAGAGAAGAAGAGCUUCAGAGAGGCAAGCAGCGUGAUCUCAGUGUCUGACCCAGCAAUCUCUGCAGUUUUCCUUCUAGACACUGCAAAACGGACUGCAGUAUUUGGGGACUAUGGCUACAGACCCACUGUCAGAGCUUCAGGAUGACCUGAAUUUGGAUGAUACCAACCAGUCCCUCAACCAGCUCAAAUUGGCCUCCAUAGAUGAUAAGGACUGGCCAGCGGAUGAAGUCCCUGCUUUUCCCAAAUCAGAGGACUCCAAAGCCUCCCCUGAGCCUGUCACCCAUCUGCGGUGGGAUGAUCCCUACUAUGAUAUCGCCAGGCACCACAUCGUGGAAGUAGCAGACCAGGGUGCACUUGAUGGGGCCCAACCAGGUGAUGACAAGUAUGGAAGGAAAGUCAUUUUGUUCAGUGCCUGCCGGAUGCCCCCAAGUCAUCAGCUUGACCAUGUGAAGCUGCUGGGGUACCUGAAGUUCACGCUGGACCAGUAUGUGGAGAGCGAUUACACGCUGGUGUACCUGCACCACGGCCUGACCAGCGAGAACAAGCCCUCCCUGGGCUGGCUGCGCGACGCCUACCGGGAGUUCGACCGCAAGUACAAGAAGAACAUCAAAGCAUUAUAUAUUGUACACCCGACUAUGUUCAUCAAGACCCUGCUGAUUCUCUUCAAGCCCCUGAUCAGCUUUAAGUUUGGGCGAAAGAUUUUUUAUGUGAACUUCCUUAGUGAGCUGGAGGAGUACGUGAAGCUGGAGCAGUUGGGAAUCCCGAGCCAAGUGCUGAAAUAUGAUGAAUAUCUGAGGUCCCUGCAGAAGCCCUCCCAAGUGCCGCAGAAGCCAAUCCCCCCGCGCCCGCCGCUGCCAAACCAGCAGUUUGGAGUCUCGCUCCAGCACCUGCGGGAGAAGAGCCCCGAUCAGUCGUCCGUUCCUCUGGUGGUGAGGGAGACCAUUGCCCAUUUGCAGGAACAUGCUCUUGGAACAGAGGGGGUUUUCCGAAGAUCAGCAAACACACAGGUUGUCAGGGAUGUCCAGCAAAAAUACAACAUGGGUUUGCCAGUGGAUUUCCAGCAAUACGAAGGUGUCCACCUCCCUGCUGUGAUCCUCAAAACCUUCUUGAGGGAGCUACCUGAGCCCCUCCUCACUUUUGACCUCUAUAGCCAUGUUGUCAGCUUCCAAACUGUGGAGGAGGUGAAUCGUGUGGAUGUUGUUCGCAAGAUACUCCAGACUCUUCCAGAAGAAAACUACCAAGUGCUUCGUUUCUUGACAGCCUUCCUGGUACAGGUCUCUGCUAACAGUGACCAAAAUAAGAUGACAAACACCAACCUAGCGAUUGUUUUUGGCCCAAAUCUGCUGUGGGCCAAAGAUGCAGCCAUCACCCUCAAAGCCAUCUACCCCAUCAACAGCUUCACGAAGUUCUUGCUGGACCACCAGAAGGAGCUGUUUGAGGACGUGGAGGCCUGAGCCCAGGCUGGCCCACACCAGCACACUGUGCCCACCUCACCACCUUCUUUCCUGCCUUGCCCUGGGGCUGUGGCCAGGCUGUCCCCAGUGCACAGGGACCACUGGUUCGCCGGGUGAUGAGCAGAGCGAGGGCAGCGCGGCUGGGGCACUAGGUGUGUGUGUGAGCGAGCAGGAGCCCCUGCUCCAGCUGGGCAGGGGAGCUGGUCUCCCGCCUGUUGCGCGCGGGGCCCCAGCCCUCUGCCAGCCUGUGCAGCUUCUCCAGGGCUCAUCACCAGUCUGCUCCCACAUGAGCUGACCUUCCUUCCCUCCUUCCCUCCCUCCCUCCUUCCCUCCUUCCUCAGCUGUGUUUCUUCUGCCGUCCUGGUCCCCAAGCAAAGACCCAAUUUGUUUAGACUCCCCAGAGUCCCGGCACGUC